This is a messenger RNA of Oldenlandia corymbosa var. corymbosa, 699 nucleotides long. The record is from the annotation of a GenBank genome assembly. Lineage: Eukaryota; Viridiplantae; Streptophyta; Magnoliopsida; Gentianales; Rubiaceae.
AUGGAUGCUGUUGAUUUCCCAUCUCUCUUCCUGACCAUUUUGUUCAUUCUUUUGGUUAUCAAAUUAGGAGUAGUGAAAUUCAGAAGCUCAUCAGCAAGUAGUAGUCUUCCUCCGGGGCCAUGGAAACUACCACUCAUCGGAAACUUGCAUCACCUCAUCGGCCCCCGGCCGCCACACCAAGCCCUGGCCGAGUUGGCCAAGAAAUACGGCCCAAUCAUGCAUUUUCGAAUGGGUGAAGUUCCCGCCAUCCUUGUUUCCUCACCGGAGACCGCGAAAGAAAUAUUGCAAACUCAUGACAUCAACUUUGCCUCCAGGCCACUUAACAGUGUGUCCGAGGUAAUGACUCGGAAAGCACCAAACAUUAUUUUCUCUCCCUACGGAGAGAAGUGGAGGCAACUCCGCAAAAUCUGCGUGCUCGAGCUCUUAAGCAUCGGUCGGGUGAGGUCAUUUCGGUCCAUCAGGGAGGAAGAAACCUCGAAUCUGGUGAGGCGGAUGGCAGAAGGUUCUUGUUCUUCCUCUUCGCCGGUAAACCUGACCGCGGAGGUUGAUUUGUCCAUUUAUAGCAUCACCGCGAGGGCGGCUUUCGGGAAGAAAAGUCUGGAACAAGAGGCGUUCAUAUCUGAGAUCAAGGAAAUUGCGGUGCUGGCUGCCGGGUUUAACGCGCUGACAUGUUCCCGUCGUUUAAGUUCGUGUAUGUGA